AUGUGCCGCGGAGCUUCGAAAUUCGAAGAAUCGAAGGGGAUACUCACUCCGGAUGAAGACAGACAGAACUAUACUGCCCUUUACAACAAGAUGACCAUUCCAGAGUUGCAGGCAAUCAGCGGCAACACGCAGCUGGACUGGAAAACCAUCUUCGACGCCUUGUUCGCCACUGUCAACGUUGAAAUCGCAGCCGACGAAAGCCUCGUCGUCCAGGCGCCGGAAUACAUCGAAAAGUUCUUCAACACGUUCGCCGGAGGAGCAAUUUCUUCACGCACAGUCGCGAAUUACUUGUCCUGGCGGUAUGUGUACGGACACGCGGAACUGACGUCGCAGGCCAUGCGAGACUUGUUCUUCCAGUUCGACCAAGUCGUGGCUGGGAUCACGGAGCCUCAAGAAAGGUGGUUGACCUGCUCAAACCUCGUCAACAAUGUCUUGGGGUUCGCCGUCAGCGGUCCGUACGUGUCUCAGUACUUCCCACCGGCCGCCAAGGAAGAGCUCACAGCUGUUCCAGCAGCGUUGUUCCAAAACAUUUACAGCUACGACUCCUGGUCCUGGAAUGACAUGGCAAAGACACUGCAUGUGCCCACCAACAGGGACUUGUGGAUCACUCAGCCUUCGAUCGUGAACGCCUUCUUCUAUCCGUCCAUGAACAGCAUCACGUUCCCCGCUGGGAUCCUUCAGCCGCCUUUCUUCCAGUCCAACAGCCUUCAGUCACUCAACUAUGGAGGCAUUGGAGUCGUCAUUGGGCACGAAAUGACUCACGGAUUCGACAACAACGGGCGCCAGUUUGACGAGUUGGGCAACCUCAUCAACUGGUGGACGCCAGCGACGGGCGACGCUUUCGUCGAAAAGGCGCAGUGCUUCAUCAACCAGUACACGAAUUACCUAGUACCGGAACUGGACUCGGUCAUUCCGGAAGCGCAUCUCGACGGACUCCAGACCCUGGGAGAAAACCUCGCAGAUAACGGAGGCAUGAGACAGGCCUGGAACGCGUAUCUGAGGUACAAAGAGGCGAACGGAGCUGAACCCGUGUUGCCCGGGCUCCAGCAGUUCACACCCGAACAGCUCUUCUUCAUCAACUUCGGCAACCUGUGGUGCGGUCACUACACUCAAGCCGGUCUCCUGAAUAUUGUUCUCAACGACGAACACAGCCCGGGAAAAUACCGAGUCUGGGGUUCGUGUUCCAACAGCGAACCGUUCGCUGAAGCUUUCGGCUGCACACCUGAGGACGACAUGUUCAAUGGCGAAAAUCUGUGCCAAAUCUGGUGAUAACCCUUCAUUCGGCAAACUGCCCGAGCGGAGAUGUUUCGCGUUACUUUCAGAAAUAUUUUAAGCGAUG
Messenger RNA from Notodromas monacha, 1339 nucleotides. The record is from the annotation of a GenBank genome assembly. Lineage: Eukaryota; Metazoa; Arthropoda; Ostracoda; Podocopida; Cyprididae.